GAGCACAAGCAUGCGUGCGGGUGCCGCUUUGGGUUGGCUCCUACGGCUGUCUUGGGCAGCUCAGCAGCAGGGCAGCGUUUCCGGCAGGAGAAAGGCAGCCGCGCGGCUCCUGCAAGCCCAGCCGCUCAGUUGCCGCGGAUAUUCAGGCGCAUUCAUGGCUGGGGCUCAGUAUGAGACGGAGCGAAGGGGCCGCCUGCACUCGGCCGAGUUUCGCCUCUAUUUUAAGAACUCAAAGGGAAAAUACAUUUCCCCAUUCCAUGACAUCCCUCUGUUUGCUGACCCAAAUGAGGAUGAGGAGGUUCCUGCAAAACGAUCAAAGAACAAUGGAAAUGAGGUUGUAUUUAAUAUGAUUGUAGAAGUGCCUCGUUGGACAAAUGCUAAAAUGGAGAUUGCUACCAAGGAGCCACUGAAUCCUAUUAAGCAAGAUGUAAAGAAAGGCAAGCUGCGAUAUGUAGCAAAUAUUUUUCCCUAUAAAGGCUACAUUUGGAACUAUGGGGCCCUCCCACAGACUUGGGAAGAUCCAAAGCAUACAGAUGAUAAUACAGAAUGCUGUGGUGACAAUGAUCCCAUUGAUGUUUGUGAAAUUGGUACCCAGGUUCGGACACUUGGUGAAGUUGUUAAGGUGAAGGCCCUUGGAAUUAUCGGUCUUAUUGAUGAAGGAGAAACUGACUGGAAGGUCAUAGCUAUCGGUGUGGAUGACCCACAUGCUCAGAAAAUCCAUGAUAUUGAUGAUGUCAGGAAGUUUUUCCCAGGUUACCUUGAAGCAACUGUUGACUGGUGCAGACUAUAUAAAGUCCCAGAUGGGAAGCCAGAAAAUAAGUUUGCUUUUAACGGCACAUUUAAAGACAAGGCAUUUGCUUUGGAAAUAAUCAAGUCCACGCACGAAUGCUGGAAAGCUUUGGUUCACAAAAAGGCCGAUGGAGGAGCCAUAAAAUGCACCAACCUUCUGGUGGCCACUAGCCCAUAUUGUUGCAACGAAGAAGACAUCCAAUCUAUUGUGCAAUCUGCUCCACCGCUUGUGGAAGAGCCUUCUGUUUCCAAAGAAGUUGAUAGAUGGCAUUUUCUUGGACCGUGAGCGCUACUGUUGUCUGAAAUCAUGCUACAAGAUUGUCUCUCAACUUCGUCUCUCUUUCCUGGGUCUCCACCCUACUCUACAGUACACCAUUUGGCCCAUGUGUGCACACACUUUGCUGAAAUGAAGUCACCAAUGACUGGAAUCUAUUGCACUGUAGAUCUUCUUUCCUGUAAAUAAAAUGGAUUUUUACAA
Molecule: messenger RNA, 1267 nt
Organism: Ahaetulla prasina
Lineage: Eukaryota; Metazoa; Chordata; Lepidosauria; Squamata; Colubridae
Gene: PPA2
Product: inorganic pyrophosphatase 2
Exons: 12
Coding region: 11-1075 (354 amino acids)
Biological process (GO): phosphate-containing compound metabolic process
Cellular component (GO): cytoplasm; extracellular exosome
Molecular function (GO): inorganic diphosphate phosphatase activity; magnesium ion binding
Source: RefSeq, a predicted model, not a curated record